Aplosporella prunicola CBS 121167 is the source of this 1758-nucleotide messenger RNA. RefSeq lists its product as uncharacterized. The record is from RefSeq and is a predicted model, not a curated record. NCBI's taxonomy places the organism in Eukaryota, Fungi, Ascomycota, Dothideomycetes, Botryosphaeriales, Aplosporellaceae. The transcript is spliced from 2 exons. Gene Ontology annotation, biological process: protein dephosphorylation. The coding region runs from base 1 to 1758 and encodes 585 amino acids. Gene Ontology annotation, molecular function: protein serine/threonine phosphatase activity; cation binding.
AUGUUCGGCAGCUCCUCCACGCCUGGGAAGGAUGCAAAGGAAGAUGAAGCUGGUAUAGACGCCAAUCCGUCCAACGAGCCUCAAAAGACACCGAGUAUCGAUAUCCCCAACAAUGCCAACAACGGCGGCGAGAAGCGCUCUAGCAUCUCCGGAAGUCCUUCGGGCGCCUCCGCCGAUGAUGCAACCUCGACAGAAAAGAAGCGCCGCAGUAGUGGUGUCUCGCGGGCGAGAGAGAUGCUCUCAAGCGCCAAGCAGUCGUUAUCACUCCACAGCUCGUCGCCUACCUCGCCUUCGACGGAGAGGAACCCGCAAACUCCAAUCCAGAAGCUGAGCAAGUCCGACCCGGCCCUCAGCGUCCCUCAGGGAGCACUAAACAACUCUGCGGGCGAGUCUGCACCCGGCCCUCAUUCCACGUUCAAAGUUGGCGUUACGGAAGACAAGAACAAGAAAUGCCGGAGAACCAUGGAAGAUACCCAUGCCUACCUGUACAACUUUCUCAGUACGCCGGCACCCUCGCUCGAGCAGCAUUCGAAGCGCAAGAGCUCUUCAUCGACGCAGGACUCAAGACCGAGCCUCUCCGAGAUGGCGGAACAACCCGUACAAGAAACCGACAACGGGUAUUUCGCGAUCUUUGAUGGACAUGCCGGCACAUUCGCGGCGGAUUGGUGCGGCAAGAAACUUCAUCUUCUUCUUGAAGAUGCCAUCCGGAGACAACCGAACACGCCAAUCCCCGAACUCUUGGACCAGACGUUCACCAGUGUCGAUCAGCAGCUUGAAAAGCUUCCAUUGAGAAACAGCGGUUGCACUGCCGUUAUAGCGGUCCUUAGAUGGGAAGAUCGAGUCCCCAAUUCUCAAUCUGCGACUGGCUCAUCUGCGAUUGCACCGCUCGCUGCUGCUGCAUCUGCUAAGGCUGCGGAUACAUCCACGGAUGCGGGCGCGGGUACGAACCAACAACAGCUCACUGCGCAGGCCAGUGCGGUUAAUUCCGGGUCUGUGCCUCCUCAAGUUGAUGCCAACAACCAACCAGGAACCGAGGCCAAGCUCCGCGAAUCUGCUCAACGCCAACGUGUACUGUAUACCGCGAAUGUUGGCGAUGCACGUAUCGUUCUUUGCCGAAAGGGCAGGGCCCUCCGUUUGUCGUACGAUCACAAGGGCAGCGAUGAGAACGAGGGAAGACGCAUUGCGAACGCUGGUGGACUUAUUCUCAACAACCGCGUCAAUGGUGUCCUUGCUGUGACUCGUGCACUGGGAGAUUCGUACAUGAAGGAUCUUGUCACAGGACAUCCAUAUACUACCGAGACUGUUAUUCAGCCUGAUCAAGAUGAAUUCAUCAUUUUGGCUUGCGAUGGAUUGUGGGACGUUUGCUCCGACCAAGAGGCCGUAGAUCUCGUUCGCAAUAUCGCGGAUCCGCAAGCUGCUUCUAAGCACCUCGUCGACCAUGCUCUUGCUCGAUUCUCCACCGACAAUCUUUCUUGCAUGAUAGUGCGCUUUGACAACGAAGCCCUUUUUAAGCGCCAAAGCGACAUGUCCUUGGGUGUCGAAGGCGACCCGGCUCAUAAAAAGGGAAGCGUGAGCGAGACUGAUUCAAUUGUGGGAUUGGCAAAGAAGCAGCUUGGCGACGUUGGCGAGAUGGAUAUCGAACAGGUCAGCAGCGACAUGAUUCUCGAAGAGGAGGAAGCGGACCCGGGCCCUGAGCUGAAUCCGCAGGCGCUUGAGGCGGCUAGAAAGGAUAACAAGAAAGACAAGGCACAGGUUUAA